UCCAAUGGCGAGGCGCUUUCUAAAGCCACAGCACCGCUCAAUUCAUCCAUAGCGACCAUGGUGGACGAGCUGCUGGACAAUAUGCAGCUUCACUGACAUUUCAGCUUUUAUAAUGAAAUGAAAAAUGUAAUUUAGUUUGAUCUUAUUUGUGUACGAUUGUCAUGUAGCAGAGGCCGCAGUGCUGGAUUGGAGUCUGUUGCUAGGCGGACAGGAGAAAGCCUCUUUUACAGUUAUUACAUUGUAACAGGGAGGAGUGUUAAAGCCUCACAUCGGAUAAAAUACCGAAUUGUGGAUUUUUCACAUCUGGAGAAUGGAUGCAGAUGGAGGGGAUGGAGGCCUCGAGAUUAAAAUUGUUUCACCGGAACUUUACGACUCGGCCCGGGCAAAAAUCGACGCCAACCUACGCUGGCUCUUUGCCAAAGCUUAUGGAGAAGAUCAUGUCCCGGAUGAUUUGAGAGACCCAUUCUAUGUGGAUCAGUAUGGCGUGGAGCACAUUAAGCCUCCUGUGCUGGAGCUGCUGCUCUCAGCUGAGCUCUACUCCCGUGUGUGUUCCUUCCUCUCGCUGGGCGAGCAGUCCACCACACGGCACACACACCACUCGGUCCUGCAGAUGCUCGCCCGUCAGUCCAUCCACGUCCUGGAGCCUGAUGGCACGCCGGUUACACACCGUGAUCUUAUCUCCGCCCCCAUCAGGAUGAGCUCCCACAUCCCUCUGAUUGAUGCUUUGAUGCUGGCUUGUACGAUGGAGAUGAUGAGUGUAGAGCAGGUGGUGUCAUCUCUUAAACGCUUCUCCACCCUUUCCCCCACCAAAGAGCUGCAGCGGCCCUGCCACCUGGAGGAAGCCAUGCUUCUCUGGAUCAACAAGGUUAUUUCAAGAACCAGGGAGAUCUGCGAGAAGGAGUUCAAACUGAAACAACAAUUAAUGGACUCACCAUGUCAUCAAAAGUCUCCCUCCAAAUGGUACUGGAAGCUCGUGCCUGUACGUUACCGUAGAGACCACGUGUCCAGCCGUAUUCUCCCUCACCUGCCAGUGGUGGAGGAUCUGAUGAAAGACCUAAGUGAUGGUGCUGCCUUGCUGACCAUCAUCCAUUACUACUGCCCUGAAUACAUGAGAAUAGAGGAUAUCUGCUUGAAGGAAGUUUUGUCGCUCUCUGACAGUGUGUAUAAUAUUCAGCUCCUAAGCGAGUUUUCCAAUGAGUAUCUGAACCGCUGUUUGUAUCUACGGACUGAAGACUUGCUAUAUACUCCAGCAGUGUUAAAGCACAAUGUGAUGGUUUACAUAGCAGAGCUGUUUUGGUGGUUUGAGGUGAUGAGACCAGACUUUGUGAAACCCAAAGAUCUACAAGAUAUCAAAGAAGUGAGAGCCUUGGCGCAGCCAAAGAGCUCCCGCUCCCACAUGGCUGUUUCAAACUUUGCAAAGCGUAACUUCUUAAGCUCCUCCCCCUCAGUGGACUCCUUGGCGACGGGCGCUGUUAAUGACACCUGUAUCAGGUAUUACCGCCCUCUGGAGGAAUCACCAUCUGUUAACAAAGCAAGCGCCACCUACUCGCUCCUUUCGCUGAAACAGAGACAACAGAAUCCCAUCCAGGGGGAGGACACUGCUGAGUUCAGGAACAGGUCUAGUUCACUCUCACACAUGGAUGGACACAAUCCUGGAUCCCGGCUGGCCUGGAUGGAGAGAAGACACAGACCAAUUUCUCAGCUGGAGAUGGAGUGGGAGCGAGUGGGUGGUGACAACAUCAGCUUAGCACGCUCCAUCAGCAAAGACAGUUUAGCUUCCAAUGUCAUCUCUGUUACUCCUUGUCACCAUGUCAACGGUCAGCCUACCCCAGACACAACAUACAACAAUGACAGUGAGGAAAAGGAGGAGGAGCUUGUGGCCAUUAUAGGACCAGGUGGGGUGGCUGGGUUCAGAGAGCCCCAGCCAGAGAGCUUCUUCCUGGAGCCUCUGCAGCCGGCUGUUUUACGACCUAAUAAAGAGAAAGUCACAGUGGUCAGUAAACGUGAAGAAAGUGGCGAGGGGCAAAUUCAAAGACGAAGAGGAGUACAUUCACCUAUAGACCACACAAUAAUAAACCAAAGUUUCAUGACUGUUGACACUGUGGAACCAGAAAAUAUAAACUCUGUGCCAUCUGCUGGUUUCUUUCUACAUGGAAACCGUGAGCUGCCCAGACACAGUAAACAUGAGUGGGUGGGUGGAGCCUCAGACUCAGAUAUUGAGGAUGAAGAUGAUAUAGAAGAGGAAGAUGAUAUAGAAGAGAAAGAGCCUGGAAGCACUCUUAAGUGUCCAGGUCACAGACAAGAAGAAGAUGAAUCAGCAAAGUUGUGCGAGGAUGUGCGAGUGUCUGAGCACGGAGACAAACAUUGCACCAGUGGACGAUGUAGCCCAUGUCCAAGCUCAUUUUCGCAAGCUAGUAGCACCUCUAGCCGUUUGACCAGCUUCGCAGAACGAAGAUUGUUUCGCGGCGCUGUGCAUGAUGGUUACAGCAGUGCUAGCAGCUCACAUGCUACAACUCCAGAUGGCUCUGAGAGUGGCACCGUGAGUCCUGAUGUAAAAGGUGUGGCCUCAGACCUUGUCCACCUGCGACUGCAGCUAGAGGAUAAGCGGCGUGCCAUCGAGGCUCAAAAAAAGAAGAUGGAGGUGUUGGCCGCACGGCAGAGGCUUCAGCUGGGCAAAGCAGCUUUCCUUAAUGUGGUUAAGAAGGGGCGCAGCGAUACACUGCCACAUCCUGUCAAACAGGAAUUAGUUGCACUGAAAGAGAAAGAGCUGACAAAGGAUGACACGUGCAUGCAGGUUUUGAAGGCCAAGAGCAAGGAAAUUGAGCAAAACCUGGAUAAAGAGUCAAUAAAACUGUGGGAAGAUUCAGCUUCACCUGCAGCCACUGCCGCAUUAAAGGGGGUUAAACACAUGGGCGAAGGGGGGGAUGAGGAGGAUGUGUGUGAAGACUUAGAUCUGGGCGAUUGUAGCCGCUCAAUUGAGCUCUUGAACGACGCAAUCGGUGUAAUCCAGCAGCAGAUGAUGCAACUGUCUGUCCAGCAGGAGCUGCUCAUGAAACAAACCCUGAAGUCUCCAUCGCAGGAAUACGUAAUGAAACCUCAAUCUCCUGAGGCUAAGCCUCAACCCACAAUGCAGUUCUUAGAGAUGGCUACUGCCACGCGACGACCUCCAAAGUUAAGUUCGUCUCGAAGCAUUCGAAACAAACCUUCAGAGCUUAAGCUGAGCAAGGAGAAUAGCACUCGCCCAAGUUCAAAAGUCAGUGCCCGAACACCAACUACUGAUUCCCGGACACCUCCGGACUGCAGGACGCCCCGAGCAGAGAACAACGAAGAGGAUGUGGUCAAAGCAACCGGACGCACCCCUGGCAGAGGCGUGGCACGAAAUACCACAUUCCGUCUCCAUGACUCUGGAAACCAAAAGUCUGGGGGUCCAGAGUUGCCCAAAUUAGAAUCGCCAGGAGUGGAAGAGCAAAGUGGUUCUGUGAAGGAAGCUAUUGUGGAUCAGAGUGAAGAGAAGAAAGCCCAGUUGAUUGAAGUGGACCUGUCUGACCUGACUGAUGCACCUGACUCUGCUGAGCAAAAAUCAGGACUGGGCUUUUUCUUCAAGGACGAUCAGAAAGCAGCGGAUGAGCUGGCUAAGAAGCGUGCUGCCUUUUUGCUAAAGCAGCAGAAGAAGGCUGAGGAGGCACGUCUUCGAAAGCAGCAGCUGGAGGCAGAGUCCGAGCUCAAACGAGAUGAAGCCAGGCGUAAGGCAGAGGAGGACCGUAUGCGUAAAGAGGAGGAAAAGGCACGCAGGGAGCUCAUCAAGCAGGAAUAUCUGCGUAGAAAACAACAGGAACUGAUGGAAGAACAGGGAGUGGCCAAGCCCCGACCCCACCGCAGGCGGCCCCGCCCCAAAUCACUCCACCGUGGCCAAUCUGGCACCACCACCCCUGUAAGUUUAUGUGCUGCUCCCUCUGGCUCCUCUCUUUCUUUGGCGUCUGCUGCUACCGAAGCAGACAGCGUUACCUCCGGUGGGGGUUCACAGAGAGGUGCUGGCGAAUCCGUGGAGUCAUUUCCUAUACUAAGCCGUAAUGCUAGCAGGAACAUGGAGAGAGACUGGGACAACGGUUCAACAGCUUCUUCCAUCACUUCCACAGCAGAAUAUAGCGGCCUGAGGUUGUUUAAGGAGCCCAGCGCUAAGUCCAAUAAGCUGAUCAUCCAGAAUGCCAUUGCUCACUGCUGUCUGGCUGGCAAGGUCAAUGAAGCCCAGAAGAAUGCUGUGUUAGAGGAAAUCGAGCGCUGUGAGGCCAAUCACCUGAUGAUCCUGUUCCGUGAUGGCGGCUGUCAGUUCCGGGCACUUUACUCGUUCAUGCCUGACACCGAGGAGCUGACGAAGCUGUCGGGGAAUGGCCCACGUGCCAUAACUCGCAAAAUGAUCGACACGCUGUUCAAAUACAGCUCGGACCGCAAGCAGUUUACCAUCAUCCCGGCCAAGACGGUCUCAGCCAGUGUGGAUGCCAUCACCAUUCACAACCACCUGUGGCAGCUGAAAAGACACAGCUCAUCCAAGAGGAAAUGA
Hemibagrus wyckioides is the source of this 4558-nucleotide messenger RNA. It is a transcript of the gene camsap1a, whose product is annotated as calmodulin regulated spectrin-associated protein 1a. The transcript is spliced from 19 exons. The record is from RefSeq and is a predicted model, not a curated record. Gene Ontology annotation, molecular function: spectrin binding; microtubule minus-end binding; calmodulin binding. Gene Ontology annotation, cellular component: microtubule minus-end. Gene Ontology annotation, biological process: cytoplasmic microtubule organization; neuron projection development; negative regulation of microtubule depolymerization. NCBI's taxonomy places the organism in Eukaryota, Metazoa, Chordata, Actinopteri, Siluriformes, Bagridae. The coding region runs from base 311 to 4558 and encodes 1415 amino acids.